UACUCAUAAUUUUUCAGUCAGGUCUGUCACGUUGACAACAAUUUUUAAUAAUAGUAUUUUUAAACGCAUUUUUUGUGAUUUUUCUUUAUAUAAAGUGAUUCAUAACUCAAAGGAUGGAUAAGAAUACAAAAAAGGGUCUCCGGGAAACACGUGCACAAUAUGUUUUACGUUUAGCUACUCAAAACAAUGAGUUAGCACCAAAAGCGAGUGAACCAAACAUGUUAACAAAUAUAAAUACCGAUAACGAUGCCUUUGAUAUUCAAAAUAAUAUUAUAAUAUUAUCACCUACGAAUGUGGAUUUUUCGAGCAAUAACCAUUCAAAUAAUAUUAUUAUUGAAGAAGUAAGUCAGAUGGAUCCUGGGCCUGAUGGGCAUGAAUAUGUGAAAACAAUAUUGGAUGACAAUGAUUUACAGGCAGAGUUGCAGUCUAACGGUGAACUAUUGAUAAUUAAUAAAUAUUGUGAGGGCCAAAAUUGUUCUUUGGAGCAAAAUGUUAUAAUAGAGGGAACCAACAACACACAAGAACAAGAGGUGACACCUGAUAUUGACGCUGAUCAUUUUAUCUCUAACGAUUCAGAUCAAGGUUCCAAUUAUGAUCCUGAAAACAAAACUUCUGGGUCCAUCAGUGAGUAUUCAUCUGAAAACGGCGAGGAAGUAAGAGGUGAAAGUGAAGAGAUAAUAAAGAUUCUGCGAAUAAACGAACUAGGAAAGUUUCAAGAUACCCAGAAAUAUGGAAAAGAUCCAUCGCCAAAAAAAAAAGAAACGAGGGGUUAGAAUAUGUUAAGGUAAAGAAUAAACUAGUUAAAAGUCGAAAAGUCGGAUUACCUUGCGCGGAUAAAUGCAGAUUGAAGUGCAGAUAUCAAAUAAGUCAAGAACAACGUAAGGCAAUCCAUAAAAGGUUUUGGAAAAUUGGAGAUAUUCAUCGCCAGAGAGAUUAUUUUUUACAAUGUAUGGACCAAUAACUCCUAAGUAUAGAAUGCACACCCCUAAUAGCAACCGGUCCAAAAAUUAUGCAUACCAUUUUAAGAUUUAAGGGGAAAGAAUCAGGGUAUGCAAGUCAACAAAAAAAAAGAUGGGAGCGGUAUUCUUAUGCCAGACAUGCGCGGAAAGCAUAAAAAAGGUGGUAAAAAGGUAACCGACGAAAUAAAAGGUGAAAUCCGAAAUCAUAUAAAAUCUUUUCCAACAAUGCCAUCGCAUUACUGCAGAGCCCAAACAAAUAAGAGCUACAUAGAUGGAAGCCUUAAUAUUGCGUCAAUGUACAGACUUUAUAAUAAGGCAAACUGCGAAGAACUUAAUAAACCGUUUGCCAAGCGAAACAUGUACGAAACCAUCUUCAACACAGAAUUUAAUAUUGCCUUUUACAUCCCCAAAAAAGACCAGUGUAUGACUUGUGAAUCACUAAACAAUUGUACUGAGAGAGAAAAGGAACUAAAACAAGAAAAUUAUGAUAAGCACAUAAAUAAAGGAGAAAAAGCUAGUCGGCAAGAGAAAGAAAACGAUAUAAAUAAAGCAAAGUUAGAUAACACUAAACAGGUAGCCUGUUUUGAUCUACAGGCUGUUUUGUCUGUUCCCUGUGGAGAUAUUAGUGCCUUUUUCUAUAAAAGACGACUUGCUACAUACAAUUUCACCAUUUAUGAUGUAGUUGGUAAUCAAGGUUUUUGUUUUACGUGGCAAUCAGGGUAUGCAAGUCAUUUUAUCUGAGCACAAAAAUCGUUAUCGGUCUUGGUAAACGUGGCGCCAAUGAAAUUGGAAGCUGCCUUUAUAUUUUCUUAAAACAUCAUGCAAAGGGUACAAAUAAUACACUUUACUCUGACAAUUGCGCCGGUCAGAACAAAAAUAAAUUUGUUGUUAGUCUCCUGUUGCACUGCGUAAAUUCAAUUCAAAGUAUUGAGGAAAUCACAUAUAAAUUUCUAGUGGUCGGCCAUACCCAAAAUGAAGGUGAUGCAAUGCAUGCCUUAAUUGAGAGGGAAAAAAAACGUUGUCUUCGAAGUGGGGCCAUUUAUACCCCCGACCAAUUAAUUCCCAUAAUACGACUUGCAAAAAAAAAGGGCAAUGCAUUGAAAUGAACUACACUGACUUCUUGGAUGUAAAACAUUUGCAAUCAGAAAUUGGUAAAAAUUUUAAUCAAAACGUUAUUGGCGAGAAAGUCCAGUGGCAGGAAAUUUGUGCGAUAAAUGUUAUGAAAAGUAACCCUUUUAGCAUUUUUUAUAAAACCUCGUACACAGAAGAUGACUACAAGGAAAUUAAUGUUCGUUAUAAGACUAGGGGUAAAUGUAAUUCUAGUAAUAAGAAUAUUAAUCUAAAGAAGCUUUACUCCAAUCCAAUAAAAAUACCACAGGCCAAAAAAAACGACCUUAUAAGCCUAUGUGAUUCUAAUGCUAUACCAAGUCAGUACUGGAGCUUUUACAAAAAUUUGCCAGCUACUUCAAAAGUUUGUAAUAAUGACCCAGCAGAUAUUGUAAAUAAUAAUGGUUACUGUUAAACCUGUUUUGUAAUAAAAAAGUUAUGCUAAAUCUUU
Messenger RNA from Anthonomus grandis grandis, 2517 nucleotides. RefSeq lists its product as uncharacterized. The transcript has 4 exons. The coding region runs from base 114 to 773 and encodes 219 amino acids. NCBI's taxonomy places the organism in Eukaryota, Metazoa, Arthropoda, Insecta, Coleoptera, Curculionidae. The record is from RefSeq and is a predicted model, not a curated record.